Gastrolobium bilobum is the source of this 798-nucleotide messenger RNA. RefSeq names its product serine/threonine-protein phosphatase 7 long form homolog. Lineage: Eukaryota; Viridiplantae; Streptophyta; Magnoliopsida; Fabales; Fabaceae. The record is from RefSeq and is a predicted model, not a curated record. The coding region runs from base 1 to 798 and encodes 265 amino acids. Gene Ontology annotation, biological process: meristem maintenance; meristem development. The transcript has 3 exons.
AUGGCUAGUCAUCAACCUCGCAUUGACCCCGGUCCGAAAGAGUGGGGUGUACUGGAUGAAGAUGUGCAGCAAUGUCACAGAUCGCAGGUGGUGUGGAAUGAGGGACAUUUAAAGUCUCUUAGUGUUAGACGAGCCUUAGAGGGUAGGGGAAUUAGGGAUGUGCAUAACCCAGAUGACAUCCCCCAAGACCUGCAGCAGCAUUUGAUGCGUGCAGGUUUCUGGCAUGCGGCUCGCAUGAGAAGAUUACCGAUUGACCAUAGGCUGAUUACUGCACUGGUCGAGAGGUGGCGGCCAGAGACUCACACAUUUCACAUGCCUGUUGGAGAGAUGAUUGUCACUUUACAGGAUGUUGAGGCCAUUUUAGGUUUACGCACUGAGGGUCGGGUGGUUUCUGGCUACACCCAUGGGAACUGGGCGGACGUAAUCACGCAGUACAUGGGAAUAUCUCCACUUGCAGCUGAUUUACGACAUGGGAACCUUAAGAUGGGUUGGUUGACUCAACAUUGGGGUCAAUGGGCUGCGCAUUCAGCUACACACGAGGGACAAAUUAGGUACACUCGUGCGUAUCUUAUGCGUCUCUUUGGAGGUUUUUUGCUGUGUGACAAGUCAAGUUCAGUAGUCGCUUGUCGGUACAUUCAAUUAUUAGAUGGGGACUUUGAGGAUACCAGUAUGUAUAGUUGGGGAUCUGCGGUACUCGCAGUACUUUUUCGUGAACUAUGUCAGGCAACAUCUUCAGGGGCCAGUGAUAUUGGGGGAUGUUUAACAAUGUCGUAUCGCGGCGACACCAAUUUCACCUGA